Molecule: messenger RNA, 1705 nt
Organism: Truncatella angustata
Lineage: Eukaryota; Fungi; Ascomycota; Sordariomycetes; Amphisphaeriales; Sporocadaceae
Product: Lactonase, 7-bladed beta-propeller-domain-containing protein
Exons: 2
Coding region: 165-1370 (401 amino acids)
Molecular function (GO): protein binding; 6-phosphogluconolactonase activity
Source: RefSeq, a predicted model, not a curated record
CGUGCAUGCAGAUCACUUUUCAUGUUCCUGUGCUUCCGCUACCCAGCAACGGCUGCAAGAUGUCGCCAAGAGAACAAUCCUUUUAUUCUGAUUUCAAUUUUUUUAUUACAUAUUUCGAGAGAUUCCCCUAACCAUUGUUUCCUCAGACACGCCUACUAUAGCGCAUGACGAUGCCUCUGUUCACGCCCUUCAUGAUGUUAGCCUUUGGGCUUGCGCCCAUUGUUAUUGCUGAUAAGCUGCUGGUAUCACACUACAGUGGGCAAGUCUACUCUCUAGAUUUGACAGUCAGUGGUAGCGUUGGUACCUUGAAGUCUACCUCUUCAACUGGUGGCUGUGGAAAGAUGCCAUCAUGGCUUACUCUUGACUCUGACAAAGGUAUACUCUACUGUUUCGACGAGUCCGGGGCGGGCCAGCAAGGCAUUAGCGGUGGAGUGGUGACCUCGUAUACCGUCAAUACAGAUGGUUCUCUGAAGCAGGUAGGACAAGCAAAAACAUUAGGUGGAGAUGUCCACGGGUGGUUCUAUGGUGGUUCAGACGGCCGUGGGUAUAUUGCGGCGGCCGAAUACGAUGCCUCAACUAUCACAGCCUACAAGCUGCCACUGUCAUCUAGCAGCCAAUCGCUGCAAAAGGAGACUUUCACGAUGUCUAAGCCAGGCCCGAACGCAGGCCGACAAAACAAGCCUCAUCCGCAUUCAGUCAUUACGGACCCCACAGGCAAAUACGUACUAGCACCAGACCUUGGUGCUGAUCUCGUUCGUAUAUUCAGCAUCGACGCUGCCAGUGGCAAACUCACGGCUUGCUCUGCUGGACAGGCUGGCUCUGGAGACGGUCCUCGCCACGGCGCUUGGUGGUCGCCCCAGGCUGGAGCAACUGAUGGACAGAUGCUGUACACGGUCAACGAGCUGGGCAAUUCGGUUUCCGCAUGGAAGGUAACUUAUCAGAGCUCUGGCUGUUUGACACUGGCCAAGACCCAGACACUCUCUACAUACGCGGCUGGAAAGUCGGCACCAUAUGGUUCUAAGGCCGCAGAAGUGCACGUGUCAGGCAACUUCUUGUAUGCAGUCAACCGCAACGACAAGACAUUUGGUGCAAAGGAAGACUCGAUUGCGACAUACAGCAUCGACGCUGCUACUGGUGCUAUCACUUUUGUGGAGGCCACAAGUGCUCAUGCCUGGUAUCCCCGAACGUUCGCCAUCAACAAGGCGGGCACCCUUGUCGCUGUUGGCGGGCAGACAUCGUCCAAUAUUGCUAUUAUUCAGCGCAACACGACCACCGGGAGGCUUGGUAGUCUCGUUGCUAAUCUGGCGAUUGCGACGCCAGGAACGGAUGGCGGUGAGGAUGGACUCAGCGCUGUCAUCUGGGAUGAGUGAUGGGGACACUAAGCAAGGCAAGGCUCACAUCUUUUUCUAAAACGUCCUAGUCGUUGAGAUAUAAGUUCCCAUAUAUCCCUUAUCAGAAAAGCGUUUCGCCAUCCAACUGCACUUUGGAAAGUUGCAAUUCAUGUCAGCUACAUUGAGAUUUAUAGCUUCGGGUUCGGAGGUUUGAUGAAAUCAGAAGAUCAUAACUCAACGGGCGGAUCGACAGCACCACUAGCCCUUGAGCUGUAAGGACAGUACUCACUGCUGAAGACACACGCUUUCAAGUAAACCAAACGCUUUUAUUGAUGUCCAAGCCAAGCUCUCCAAAAGUCCCAAAAUGGUUGAAU